Molecule: messenger RNA, 543 nt
Organism: Pestalotiopsis fici W106-1
Lineage: Eukaryota; Fungi; Ascomycota; Sordariomycetes; Amphisphaeriales; Sporocadaceae
Exons: 1
Coding region: 1-543 (180 amino acids)
Source: RefSeq, a predicted model, not a curated record
AUGCUUCAUCACCCAAUACCAAGCUUUUCAACAGCUGCCCAGCCAGCACCACCAUUCCCAGGUCACCACCUUCACACAAUCACACACCACAUUCACAUUCCGCAAGCAUCCAAACACGACGCGUACAUUAACAAUUUCAUCAACAACAUCAGCGAACCACCACGAACCGACCGAGACGAAGCCAACAUGGCAGAUCAAGGCAAUCAAGAGGCUGCACGAGAGCCCUCGUCCCCAUCCGAGAAUGGACGCGCCGAGCGCGAGGUCACCGAGGACCGCGAAGCCGGAAACAACGAGCAAUCUGCCAUUGACGGCGAUGAGGACAAUGGACAAGGAGGCUCACUGGGACAGGGCACAGGCGAGACGCUCGCACGCGAUGCCUCUGGUCCCAGUGAGGUGACGGAUCGUGCCUUGGAAAUCGCACGCCGUGUCAGGGGACUCAAUCCGGUCAACGUCGUCCUCUUUAGAGUUCCUCGAGAGGACUUUCUGGCUCGACAACAAGGUGCUGCCCAGCCCACGCAGCAAGGAGCUCAGGGAAGAGCUUAG